This is a messenger RNA of Hibiscus syriacus, 928 nucleotides long. RefSeq names its product germin-like protein 5-1. The transcript has 3 exons. The annotation marks the transcript as partial. NCBI's taxonomy places the organism in Eukaryota, Viridiplantae, Streptophyta, Magnoliopsida, Malvales, Malvaceae. Gene Ontology annotation, biological process: plasmodesmata-mediated intercellular transport; regulation of root development. The record is from RefSeq and is a predicted model, not a curated record. Gene Ontology annotation, molecular function: manganese ion binding. Gene Ontology annotation, cellular component: plasmodesma; cell wall.
AUUCCACCCGAUCCAUACACGAUUACCCAUUUUCUUCAUGUAUAUAAAGUAAACAUAACAGCUCCCUUUCUCAUCCAACAAUCAAACAAAUACUUUCUUUUUUUCUCUGAACUCUAUAAUUAUACCUUUUGCUUCUCUUCAUUGUCCAUGGCCGCCAAGUUCUUGGCAUAUUUGGUCGUCGUCGCCGCCCUCUCCAGCGUCGCUAAAUCGGAUCCCGAUCUCCUCCAGGAUAUCUGCGUAGCCAACGUAUCUGCAGGAGUCAAGGUGAAUGGAUUUGCAUGCAAGAACGACGCAGCCGUAACCGAAGCCGAUUUUUUCUUCAGCGGUCUAGCUAAACCUGCGGUCAUCAACAACACCGUGGGAUCGGUGGUGACCGGAGCCAAUGUCAUGCAAAUCCCGGGGCUGAACACCCUUGGAGUGUCGCUCACUCGCAUUGACUAUCUCCCAGGUGGACUUAACCCGCCCCACACUCACCCGCGUGCCACUGAGAUCAUCUUUGUUCUCGAAGGUGAAUUGGAUGUAGGGUUCAUCACUACAGCCAACAAGUUGUACACCAAAUCUAUUAAAAAGGGUGACGUUUUCGUGUUCCCCAAGGGUCUGGUCCAUUUCCAGAAGAACAACGGUCACCAGCCGGCAUCGGUCAUUGCCGGGUUCAAUAGUCAGUUGCCUGGAACUCAGGCCCUUGCUGCUACCUUGUUCGCUUCAACUCCGGCAGUGCCUGAUAAUGUGUUGACCAAGGCGUUCCAAAUUAGUACAAAGGAAGUCGACAAGAUCAAGAGCAGGCUUGCCCCUAAGAAGAGUUAAAACAGAGGUGUUCUGUUUCUUUGGGAUUGGGUGAUGUAACCUAAUUGCAAAAAAAAAAAAAAAAGUUGAUUCUGUUGUAAGGCAAUGGCCAUGUUAUCAUUUGAAUCCAUCUGGUUUAUGUUUU